AUGGAUAUGACGAGCUUCGGAAGGGUUACCUCGCUUGGCGCAUGACCUGGCACACAUUCAAAGCCAAUGCAAACCCCAAGUCUGUUGAAGGCGCAAAGUCUAUCUUGAGGAACAUUGCCUCCAGGAGCUUACCAAAAGCUGAACAUGUGGGGAGACAUUACAAACGACUAUACCCUCCUGUCCUAUGAAUAUUUGACCAAAGAGGAUUUCAUGAACCUCUAUGACCUUGGAGACCAGGCCAUUAAGUACUUGAAAUCUCACCGUCUCGAUUGGAGAAAGGAUAUCGAUGUUAUACAAGACUUUGCUGGUCUGAAACUGUCUGUCCUUAGUCAAGAAUCCAUCUCGGAAUUAAGAGACAUCAUUCAUACUAUCAACGCCGACCUCAUGAGACUGGUCACCGCUGAACUCGAGCUCACGGAAACUCCCAAAAUUUGGAUUGAGAUGAAUCGAAGAACACUGUAUUACUGUGCCAAACAGAAUUUCAAGACUCUUAGGCAAGCCCUUUGCGACAAGCAUCGGCGAGACACUAACCAACAUUUUGGUAGGGAGACUAUGAGACAUGCUGUUUGA
Molecule: messenger RNA, 570 nt
Organism: Fusarium odoratissimum NRRL 54006
Lineage: Eukaryota; Fungi; Ascomycota; Sordariomycetes; Hypocreales; Nectriaceae
Exons: 1
Coding region: 145-570 (141 amino acids)
Source: RefSeq, a predicted model, not a curated record